GGGACAUGUUCAGCAAUAUUGUUAUGAGUAUUUUCUUUGGUUGGGGUGCUGACAAGUACUGUGCUGUUUGCUCUGUAGAUUAAUUGGCCAGCAGGAAUGUCUUUUGGAAUUAAUUUGGGGUCCCUUCUGGUUUUCCUCCUACAAGCGGAGCAUGUCAACAGUUUAUGGGUCCCUCAUGUCCCCCCAAAUGUUGGCCCUUCUCCGUGGGGACGUGAUGAAACGAGGCUUGGCGGCUACCCCCAGAAUCAAUUCAGACAAGACGCCAUAGCUCCGAGCCCUCCCUGGAGUCCGUCCAUCCACAGCCAGGCGGGAGUGAACAGUGCCUUGCGACAGGAACUCUCACGGAGACGCAAUUACCCAGUAGCCGUAACCCCCAGGUCCGCCGAGUCCAAGCAUAACUCCGUCGUUCUAAGGCCCAGAACACUACAGCUGUCAGCUUUCCCGACACCGAGGUCAAACCCACCGAGGUCAAACCCACCGAGCGCUCAACACAGGAGCCGUCAAGACAAGCGGGGGGGAGAUUUCGUACUCUCUGACGCCAUCGCUAGCGGGUCUGCUAUCCGCAAUGGUAAGAGCUCGUCUGCUGGCUCCGUGCGUGACUCUAUUGAUAGAAAAGCACCCGCUGUUACCAAGCGGUUGAUGGAUACACCACGUAGGCCUACUGGAGAGCUGCUUCUGAGUCCUAAGGAUCGCUUUGCCGCUGCAGUGACUCCCACCACACUUUCAUCCUCCAACUCUGGUCUUCGUGCGGUGGCUCCCAUCAGGACCGGUGUCAACGUGUCGCCUCAGCUGUCUGCCGCCGCCGCCGCGAGCGCCCGCCCCGAAAAGCCCAGACGGGCGGGUGCCAAGGUCGCCGGCCACAUGGUCAGACGGCGUCCCUCGUUUCGGUCUUCCAAGAACUACCGCCUUCCAGAAUUGGUAAAGGCCUACGGCAAGUCUGCACCGGGAACCGAGUUGUCAAACUCGGAGCUGUCGGUGCAUCAAAGGGCUGGCCCGGACAGAAACGCACCCCCUCGAAGCUUCCUGACUGGUGGGAAGAGGACGGCUAACGUAUAUGCGCCAACCAAGGUCCAGACGAUCCCGAUACGCUUUGGCGGCAUCCCUAUUCAGCGGUUGAGGGACCCACUUAAAAAUGGCGGCACCGGCGUCGUGUCUCGGCCACAGGCGACCUACUCGGCCCCGCUGCAGAAGACUGUCUUUUAUUCUCAAAGGGCAAACUACUUACCCAACCAAAGAUGACUUCACCUAGGACUAGGAGGAAUAAAUGACUUUGUCCCACUCAUAAGUAGGCCUAAUUGAAACUUUAGAAAAUGUUAUCUUGCUAUUCUGUGCUAAUAAAUUAUUUUUAUAUUGACUUCGUGGCAUGUUUACUGCAGAUUUGGUGACAUCUACUGUUCAAACGGUUGUGGUACACCUAAGUUUCAAUGCCAAGAACAGUGCUGGUUUGACUUGGUUGAAGGAUACUGGGAAUGUCGACUGGAUCUGUGCAUUUUAUAACUUAUGUUCGGCCUACUUGGCUUUGUCUACUUUCAUCGGGAAUUCCACCAGCUUAAUGCAGUGUCGGUCUACUUAAAACUUGCUGUCCUAAGUUUGCAAAUGUUCUCGUUGAGUGCAAAGGGUCAACGAAUCUCAACCCACUCCCCACCCCCUCGUACCACGGAACUAGGAGUGACGUCAGUGGGCGGAGCUUCAGUCCACCUUGACUAUCAGGUAGAUUUAGGGGAAGUUUUAAAAUACGUGACGUAACUUCAGCGUUAUUAAUGUAUCCAAUAUAUUGGCACCUUUUCGAGGACAGUGUGCAUUGGAUCACUAAGCCAAACUGUUGGCCCUUCCACGAACAUAUUACACCUUGUGUGGACUAGACCUACACCAUGCCCACCAGCGGCAAUGGCAGCGGGAGGCACUUAUCAGAGCCCCGCUGCUCCAUAGAGGAUCACGACCCUUCGUUGCUGAGCAACCAGAACAAUAACUACCAGGAGCGCAGCGUUGACCCGCCAGAAAACCUCCCUAAGGACAACCGGAGAAAGGACUCCACCCUUCCCCAUAGAGCCCACCUGAAGUACUCUGACGGGCAAGCGGACGAGACGGUCGGCUUCAUCACCGUCGCCAACGAGCCCGGGGGCGGGGCUUGCUCCUGCGGGCGCUGCCGGAGCCUGGUCUGCAGGGUCCUGACCUGCGGCCUGUACAGGGUCUGCCAGCGCACCCUCUGUGCGCCUUGCUUGAUCGCCCCUCCCACCCAACCCGAGAACAAGGAGCGCACUAAGGAAGAGGAGGAGGAGGAGGAGGAGGAGGAGUACCGCGAUGAGCCGGCCUGGCUGGAAGACGUCCACCUCGACGGGGUCAAAGUGGACUUUCAGCGAAGCGCUCCUGACAUUGUGCGGGAGGCGCCCUCUUCCUCCAACGUCCGCCCGGCCAGCCCUAAGCCGCCCCAGCCGCCGGACAAGACCAGCCGCCGGUCGUACGACUCCAUCGACUGGGAGGAGGAGGAGGAGGAGGAGGUGGCGUACGGCGGCGAGGGCGUGGACGCCCUCAUCACCAAGAAGCUGCUGGCGCUCUACACGGAGUACCAGAUCGAGGAGCUGGCCCGCUGCACCACCGACUCGCUGUUCCUGCGCAAGUCGACGGAGAUCCACCAGCUCAUCAACUCCCUGGCGGUGGAGCACCAAAUGGACGAGCAGGAGGCGGAGGGCCGGCUGGUGAGGGGAAUCAUCCGCAUCAGCACGCGCCGCAGCAAGAAGGGCGGGCGGCCGCACGACGCGGUGAGCGAGAGGACGCUGUCGGACAGCGGCAACGAGACGAUGCGGAACAGCGACUCUUGCAGCAACAACAAUGACUACAAAUCAAGUCCUAACUUCCAGAUAUCAGAUGUCACACAUUCUGACAUGUAUGCCAGGAAUAUGAGGAGGAACAACAGCGAUGGUCGCUCUGUUCCAUACUCAGACACCAUGUUAUCAUCGGGCGUCUCAGUCGCUCGCACCUCCGUGAGGACGUGAUCCUGAGCCUCCAGGGCCAAGACAGGAAGAUGCCCGCAGCGCAGGAUCCCCCAGGGGGCAUCCAUGGCACAGUAGUAGCACCCCACCCCCCCCCUCCCCUUCCAUCCCAGGCAAGCUCGCCUCUGGAAGUACUGACUGUUUUCGUACGCUUUGUUUGUAUGUGUGUCAGUUGUGUGGAACCUCGGGUGUUGAAGGAGGUCCAGGGUACUCUGGGCUAGCGGUUGGUCAGUGGGAAGAAUUCUGCGAUUGAACGCCCAUACACGAGAGCUGGCCUCGCAAUGGAGGGGCGGUUGGUAGCUGGCUCGCCCAAGACGGCGGAAAGACCACCGUGGUUUCCCCUCCAAUCUUGCUGACCCAGCACUCGGCGACCCUCCUCGUGUAUUCCAAAAAAAAUGUAACCGUCCCCAUGGUCUGUUUCAGAGGGAAAAUGUACUUUAGCUUUCAUUAAAACAUGACUUUGGUUGGUUGCUGAGGUUGUAUUUAAUGAGCCGGGCCAACCAAAGACAUUUGAGUCCCUUUGAACCCUUGGUGGUCUUUUGGAAUGGACCGGUAGCAGGAAUAACUUAUCUAAGGUCAUGGUUUUUACGUGAAGCUCUGUGACGCUCUGUGAAUGGUUCACAAUGUGCUUUUGGUCCUAUUUACAGCAGUGAUACCUGAAGAAUGGGUAUAAAUGAAGAUUUAGAAUUUCUUCCGGACUUUAAAGUGUAAUCUCCGAAGCUCUCCUUUUAGUUAGGGGUAAACCUUACACCCGCUACCCACACAAGUCAGCUGAAGAGCGAGUCUGCUGCGAUAGCUUCACCUACCCUCUAUUGCGGAACAACCUCUUCUGGGGGAUGUAAAGCGCUUGAUUUGAAUGCUAGCCAGUAUGUUGCCACUGACACCCAGUUGAUAACAUCCUCUAGUCUAGUUUUAAUGGAAGAAUACUCUGUUUGUCUCUCCUUCGAUUUACUCAACAACCAUUCAUCGAACGACUUCGCACUUGGCGGGUGUAUCGGGUCCCAAGGAGGGGCAGUGUCCAGCAUGAGGUUGUUUGGAUGAGCAGUUCUGGGAAAAAGCUGCAAGCGGCAAUGCUUGAGGCCAGGCAGUGGUCUUUUCCAAACAGGCACGUUGUGAAUGGGCAAUGCACUAUUGCUGCAAAUGCAAGGGCUUUCUUCAGUUGGCCAUUGGCUCAAUCACUCUUGUGCUGCCUCGCUGGGCAAUGGAGACUGACUUCAUUGACAUUUAUUUAAAGAGAAUCAAUGCAGAUUUUCCCGAUUGCUACAUCAAUUGAAAAAUGAUAUGAAGUCUGAGUGCGUAAUUUUGUAACAUAACACCACUAGGAAAUGUAUUUUUGAUACAAAAGAAAACUAUCUUUAAUACAAAACAUUGUGAUUGGAUAGUAUAUUCCAUUACAAUCACAAUUUGUAAUUGGUGGGAAGAACCUUUUCUUCAUUCAUUUUCAUCGUAAUAUCCAAAGUUAUUUUGUUCUCAAACAUGUAACCAGCGGUUUCAUUACAUGGAGUACAAUUUGUAUUUCUCUUUAAAGGAAAGAUGCAAUCUUUGAAAUUGAAUCCUCAUCUGUUUGGAGUGAACACCUUCGUACAUCGUAUGCCAACACAUGCUCUGUGGUUAACCUAUCAAGUGACACAGUUAGUCCACAUCUUUAUGUUUUGCACAAAGUUUGUAUUGCGAGGCGACGUCCAAGCCCGUUCAAGUUCCAGUGGGAAUUUUGCCAGCUGACAUUGCUGGAAUUCGCCCUUGCUUAUCAGCAUUUUCUGUGGUUGUAGUGAACAUGGACUGUGGCGUAGUUUAGCUUAAAUACCUUGCAGUGGAAAGGCCAAUGUCUUUAGACUGAUGACCCUGUUGAUGUUUUUUGCAGUUAUUGCUAUAUACUGGAAUGCUCCUUCGGCUCAUGUAAAUGUCUCUUCCUAUGUUUUGUCGUUAAGGAAUUUGAUAAGCAAAAUCAAUAGUGGGAAUGUUGAGCUAUUUAUUUGUGUUCAGAUAUUAGAAGAGGAUAUGUAUAUAAUAACGGUCUAUUAUGUGAUAUGCCAGUUUGCUUUCCAGGAAACCACUGAAACAUUUAGCAGGUCCGUGAAACCGGUUAUUCAGGUUGAAACCAAAGAGUCACAGAAGUCUGGUUGUUUGUGGUUUGUAGAUGUUUGCCGGUGUGUCAAAAAAAAUGCAAAUGAUAAAUGCUGUCUAUAUUUUACAAUUUCAACAAACUAUUUGAUUUGAGCUUAUUAAAUUGCUUGAUACUCCAUUUGUGUUUUUUUCAAUACGUUUCGACCUAAUGUUUUUGACUUAAAGUAUUUCGCUUUUUCGUGGCCUUUCAUUUCUUUUAAUCAGGUUAAUUUAAGUGGUAACAAAAGCGCAGAAAAAAUCCUAUUAAGUAAAGCUUUGAUCUUCCUCCGGUAAAAAUGUAUGUUUAUAUGAUGACUUAAAAUGAUUCUGUUCAUCAUGCUACCACAUGAGGGCGACAGAUCAGGGGAAGGUAUAUUCCCAGAGAGACUGCCAUAACGAUUAUAAUCCUUCAAAAACGUCCGGCAUACCUAGCCACACUGGCCUCAUGUUGAUGUGUACAGAGAUGGAAACGACCAUCACAUAAUAAACAUAGUAAGUAGAAAAGUCCAAACAACAUACAAAACACUCAAACAUACUGCAAGUCUUUUCUUCUCAAGAGAGGGUUGGGGUUUAUCUUUGAAUGUUGGUCUCGAACAAACGGCAUCUCGCCUCAAAACACCGAUAGCUCCGCUUUGCUGAUAAUGAGCUUGACAAACAGUGCCGUGACUAAGUCCUGGCUCACGGUUCGGAGGGCAACGGCUGCUAGAAGGACUCUGUCCAAACGGGCGGCAUCUUGCAGGGUCAGGAGUCCCACCACCGCCUGCAGAGAGCCUUCUGGGCUGCCGGUUCAAGGUCUUGAACCACCAACGAAUACCCAAAUCCAAUCCCAACCGUACAUUGGGAAAGUACGCAUUUUGUGUGAAUAUUUGAACAGUGUAUUUGAAGAAGACACACUCAUAAUAAACCUAGAAGAGACUCGGAACACUUUACGUUGUGAAUGUUGUUUAAUGAUACCAAACAGCCUGUUUGGUAUCAUUAACCUCAGCUGAGUUAAAUGGC
Messenger RNA from Gadus chalcogrammus (walleye pollock), 6092 nucleotides. Its product is annotated as keratinocyte differentiation factor 1-like. The transcript has 6 exons. Lineage: Eukaryota; Metazoa; Chordata; Actinopteri; Gadiformes; Gadidae. Gene Ontology annotation, biological process: regulation of epidermal cell division; keratinocyte development. The record is from RefSeq and is a predicted model, not a curated record. Gene Ontology annotation, cellular component: cell junction. Bases 1872 to 2993 code for a protein of 373 amino acids.